Linum tenue is the source of this 2357-nucleotide messenger RNA. NCBI's taxonomy places the organism in Eukaryota, Viridiplantae, Streptophyta, Magnoliopsida, Malpighiales, Linaceae. The record is from the annotation of a GenBank genome assembly.
AAACCUAACCAAAACCAAGAAUAUUUUGGUUUUGUGUUAUGACUUCUGCUCGACAGUCCCAGAAGAAGUCUCUUUCUCUCUGGUUUUGGUGGGUGUACGGUCCAAAUAAUCAGUCCAACUCACUUCCUUCCCUUUUUCGCCUCUCUCUUCCCACUUCUCCCCCAACCAGACUCUUCGAAACUCCAUCAUCGCUGCAGAUUCAUUCAGCUCAACUUCUCUUUCUCUGCAACGCCUCCAACUUCAUCCCAACCCAAAACCUCAACUCUCUUUCCGGCAAAAAAAUUUCAACUUUCCUAGCGCCAUUCUUUCCAUUAAUAUGCUCCCGCUACUUUUUUCGCCUUAUAUUAUUAUAUUUAGAAGGUCUCUUCCGUCCUAAGUAUCCUGAAAUCUUCUACUCUAAGCAUUUCCUCUUGUUCGUCUUCUUCGGACUUUGGAAGUGGGAGAUUGAUUGGAUCUUCGGACUUUUAGCAAAGGUAACGCGUUUCUUGGUGGGUUGGGUUCUCCUUCCUAUUUAUUGCUUCUGAAACGGUUUCCAUUGAUCCAUCACCAUUGAAUCAUUUGAACCCUUUGUUGUGGACUGGGGCAUGAAAUUAUGCCACUAAAGGUGGGAUCUUUGUGAAGACUGCGAGUUUGGAUUCAGCUGGACAUUCUUUCUGGGUUUGAUUCAAAGUUCUCAGCUUUGGAUUCUGUUUCAUCUAUCUAAUAAAGGGGCGCCUCCGUCUUUGUAAGUCAGCCUUUGUGCGCCUCUAUAGUCCUCUGCUGUUGUUAGCAGUUUUGACCACCUGAUUUAGGGGUUACAAGGGGAUUGAUGUCCAUGAAAAACCCAUUAAAGGGGAUGCGAAAACAUGCCAGUUCUCACUCAGGAAGGGUGUUUAGUGAUAGGAAAUGGAUUAUCCCUUUCUUCGCGAGCUUGCUCGUCUCUCUAACUCUCUUCUUAUGGGCUAUUUUUGGGCUUUUCUCGUCCCCUAAUGGCGGAGAUGAGUUUCCAUUUGAGGUCAUUUCGGUUUCGAGAUCAGAGGGUUCAAGUGACUACUUUGUAGAAUCAGAACUGAAGUUGAGAAUGAAUGCAAGUAUGGGUUCAAAGUUGGAUGCCCCUAGGUUGGCUUAUCUCAUUUCUGGGACAAAAGGCGAUAGUCAUAGAAUGAUGAGGACUUUGCAAGCUGUGUAUCAUCCACGGAACCAGUACAUCUUGCAUUUGGACCUUGAGGCCCCGCCUCGUGAAAGGCUGGAAUUGGGUGCAUCUGUGAAGAGUGAUCCGACAUUUGCUGAAGUUGGGAAUGUGCGUGUGAUGGUGCAAUCCAAUUUGGUGACCUAUAGAGGGGCUACUAUGGUUGCUUCCACAUUGCAAGCUAUAGCCAUUAUGUUGAAGGAAAGCUUGGAAUGGGAUUGGUUCAUCAAUCUUAGUGCUUCUGAUUACCCACUUGUGACACAAGAUGAUUUGCUAUACGUGUUCUCCAACCUUUCACGGAAUCUCAAUUUCAUUGAGCACAUGCAGCUGACUGGCUGGAAGCUGAACCAAAGGGGGAAAUCGAUAAUUGUUGACCCAGGAUUGUACUUGUCAAAGAAAUCUAACAUCGCUAUGACUACUCAACGGCGGUCCCUUCCUACAUCCUUCAAGUUGUUUUCAGGUUCAGCGUGGGUAAUUCUCACGAGAUCCUUCGUCGAAUACUGCAUAAUGGGUUGGGAGAAUCUCCCACGAACCAUGCUCAUGUACUAUACCAACUUCAUCUCCUCUCCAGAAGGCUACUUCCACACCAUCAUAUGCAACAAUGAGGAAUUCCGAACCACAGCCAUAGGCCAUGACCUUCACUACAUUGCCUGGGAUACCCCACCAAAGCAGCACCCUAUAUCCUUGACAAUGAAAGACUUUGACAAGAUGGUUAACAGCAGUGCUCCAUUUGCCCGGAAAUUUGCAAAGGAUGAUCCGGUUCUGGACAAGAUUGACCAGGAGCUCUUGGGACGGACCCAUCGAUUCGCUCCAGGGGCCUGGUGUGUUGGUGAGACAGAUAAUGGGUCUGACCCGUGCUCUGUGCGUGGGGAUCAUUUGGUCUUUAGUCCUGGCCCUGGAGCGAAAAGAUUGCAGGAACUGCUUCGGACAUUGCUGUCAGAGGAGUUUCGGAAGCAACAGUGUCUGUAACAGGGUUAAAGCAUUUUUAGCUCAAACUCCACAAAAUGUACAUGGAUGUACUGAUAUAGGUUAUACGGUGUCUGAUGUAGAGGCAGAGUGUUCAAUUUUUCCCCUGAUAGAUCUCUGUCACGGCAACUCUACAUCUGGGAAAAGAGGAAGAAAGGAAAAAUGUUGUCAUAGUGGUCUGGUUUCCCACUUUCUAGUUACAAUAGAUAGUGAGAAAUUCAUG